AUGUCCGAACUACAGUUUGUUCGCUCGUUUCUGGGCUCCCUCGACGGCUUGCCGUUGAAGCUGUCGGCCGACUACAUGGAGGAUGCAAAGGGCUACCCAGCCCGGCCACCAUACAUCCUCCCCCGCAUGGCCAAGCCGAUGAAGAAGACGUCCGAGACCCGACUUCCGCCCGGCCAGGAGCGCUGCGUCGUCGUCUCCGUCAAGUCGCUGCACCGCAGCCCGCCCCUCGACCUGCAGCUCGGCGCCCUGCCACUCGCCACCACAUCGCUGCUCGACCUGCGCCAACAGCUAGCCACCAAGACGCACGUGCCCAUCGCCAAGCUGAAGCUGCUGUUUGGCAAGAAGCCUGUCGCCGACACAAAGGUGCUCAAGGACCUGAUCGGCCCCGCGGCCAGCGCCUCGGCCACGACACUCGAGCUCGGCCUCAUGGUCGUCGGUGGUGCUGCCACCGUUGCCGCUGCCACCCAGGAAGCCGAAGAGGAGACAAAGACUGCUGCACCGCCGCCCGCAGCUGCACCACCACCCGUGGCCGUCGCUGCGGCUGCUCCGCCCCCUUCUGGCCAGGCCGUCGUCGAAAGCGAGGCCUUCUGGUCUGACUUGCGCGCAUUUUUGGUCGCCCGCAUCAACGACGACAAGCUGGCCGAUGAGCUCUUCAGCUCCUUCUUGCGCGCCUGGGACGAGAGACCGUCCGUAUGA
This is a messenger RNA of Grosmannia clavigera kw1407, 696 nucleotides long. RefSeq lists its product as uncharacterized. The transcript is spliced from 2 exons. The record is from RefSeq and is a predicted model, not a curated record. Lineage: Eukaryota; Fungi; Ascomycota; Sordariomycetes; Ophiostomatales; Ophiostomataceae. The coding region runs from base 1 to 696 and encodes 231 amino acids.